AGGACUUGCGCGAGGCGGUUCCUUCAGCCGCGGAGGAGGCAAUGGCUUUGGGGGUCCGGGGGCUGCGCCUCUGGCGGGCCGCCCCUGCUGGCGGGGCUGGCUGGAGAUUGAUAGCAACAUCGCCAGCUUCGCACCUGUCACCGACAGAACUGAUAGAAAUGCAGAAUGACCUCUUUAAUAAAGAGAAAAACAGGCAGUUAUCAUUAACUCCUCGAACUGAGAAGAUUGAAGUUAAACACGUUGGGAAAACGGACCCUGGCACUAUCUUCGUGAUGAAUAAAAACGUUUCAACUCCUUAUAGUUGUGCUAUGCAUUUAAGUGAGUGGCACUGCGGGAAGUCCAUUCUGGCUCUUGUGGACGGACAGCCUUGGGACAUGUAUAAACCGUUGACCAAAUCCUGUGAAAUUGAAUUUCUUACUUUCAAAGAUCGUGAUCCUAGAGAAGUGAAUAAGGCUUAUUGGCGUUCCUGUGCCAUGAUGAUGGGCUGUGUGAUAGAGAGGGCGUUCAAAGAUGAAUAUGUGGUCAGUUUGGUCAGAGCUCCAGAAGUUCCUGUAAUCUCUGGAGCCUUCUGCUAUGAUGUAGUUCUGGAUAAGAGACUUGAUGAGUGGAUGCCAACAAAAGAGAACCUGCGUUCCUUCACAAAAGAUGCCCGUGCUUUAAUUUAUAAAGAUCUUCCAUUUGAAACUCUGGAAGUGGAAGCAAAAGUGGCAUUGGAAAUAUUUCAGCACAACAAGUACAAAACGGAUUUCAUAGAAGAGAAGGCAUCUCAGAACCCUGAGAGGAUAGUCAAGCUGCACAGAUUUGGUGACUUCAUCGAUGUGAGUGAGGGUCCUCUUAUUCCAAGAACAAGUAUUUGUUUCCAGUAUGAAGUAUCAGCAGUUCACAAUCUUCAAGCCACGCAGUUGAGUCUUGUACGAAGAUUCCAGGGUCUGUCUUUACCGGUACACUUAAGAGCACAUUUUACUAUAUGGAAUAAGCUAUUGGAGAGAUCUCGGAAAAUGGUAACUGAAGAUCAAACUAAACCUACAGAGGAAAGUGCAUCGACCCAGUAAUUUCCUAAAAAUUAAAUAUAUAUAGUAAAUUAAAAUAAAAGUUUUCUACAAAA
This is a messenger RNA of Lynx canadensis (Canada lynx), 1105 nucleotides long. It is a transcript of the gene MRPL39, whose product is annotated as mitochondrial ribosomal protein L39. Bases 42 to 1052 code for a protein of 336 amino acids. NCBI's taxonomy places the organism in Eukaryota, Metazoa, Chordata, Mammalia, Carnivora, Felidae. Gene Ontology annotation, cellular component: mitochondrion. The transcript is spliced from 10 exons. Gene Ontology annotation, molecular function: nucleotide binding; RNA binding. The record is from RefSeq and is a predicted model, not a curated record.